GGAAGCUAGGAAGCUGCUAUCUUUCUUAGCGCUUUAUUAUGAGAUUUUUAAUGAAUCUUUACAUUUUCUAGUCUAGAUCGAAAUGAUCGCUAUCACUGGAUUUAAACUGAACUUGAGUGAACAUAUUUACAUUUUUUUCGCAUUUCCUAGUGUCUUUGUGUUGAGCAGUGUACAGCAUUGAGGUAGCUGUAGCUGGCUAGCUUGUUGUUAGCUGCGGACAAAUCUGGUGCAGACAGGUUUUGCACUGCAGACACAGCUUCUCUUGUUUGGAAGUCAUUGUUCAUGGGCGGAAAGUUGUAUUAUAUAUAAGGACUGUAAAGACCAUGCAGUUAUAUUACAGACCUAAUGAUUUACUGUGGAUAUGCAAUGUUUUUAAUUAUGCUUUCGCAGCAUUAUGAAUUAAAUCAGUAACGUUGGAUUAGUAACGUAGUAAUAAGACAUUUUAUCUUGGAUCGCCUUAUCUGUUGUAUUGAAAAAAGUGUAUUUACCAAUUGCGUGUUAGCCUAAUAUAACUGUAAUUAUUGAUAAAGGCGAACGUUUGAAUCAACAAAAAUGGAUAAGAAAUCAUUUGAUAUAGUCUUGGAUGAGAUAAGAAAGUGCGUCCUGACCGACCAGCGGAUCAAAGCCAUAGAGCAGGUGCAUGGGUAUUUCUCCAGCGAGCAGGUGAUGGAGAUACUGAAGUAUUUCUCAUGGGCGGAACCACAGAUAAAAGCAGUUAAAGCUCUGCAGCAUAAAAUGGUUGCAAUCCCCACAACCAAAGUUGCAAAUAUCCUGAAUUGCUUCACCUUCUCAAAGGACAGACUGAUUGUCCUGGAACUAAUAGCUUUGAAUAUUUCAGAUGCUCAAAAUUAUCGUCCUGUUGAGGAUUUGUUUCGCAUACACUUGUCUGAGAAGAAGCGGGCUCGCAGGAUACUGGAGCAAGUUUGUAAGGUUGGAUGCAAGGCUCCUGUUGCCAUGAUCUCCUCCUGUGGUAUGAUACCAGGAAAUCCAUACCCUAAAGGUAGACCCAGCCUGGUCAGUGGCACAUUCCCUGGAAUCCCUCCAGUAAAGAAAGAAGGUGACAAGAAAGAUGAGCCCUCUAACAGCCUAGAGGGGAAAGGAAUUGCUGCUCGCAUCAUUGGACCCUUCAAACCGUUUCCCUCAACCUACAACCCUCAUCGGCCUGUGCCCUACCCUAUACCACCGUGCAGACCCCAUGCCACCAUCGCUCCAAGUGCGUACAACAACGCAGGCCUUGUUUCUGUGGGAGGGGUUAUAACAGCCAACGUGCCCCCUCCCCCCUACAGCUCCACCCACAAAGUUGCAGGUUAUGCCAAACCAGGCAAUCCACAGCACACCACACCUGGAGUCAACAGCGGGCCCCUCCUCAUCCCCCAUGGGUCCACGCCUUCUACCCCUGUCCAACCCCAAGCUUCUCCUGCUCAGCCACCUCCAACAACCCCUAUCACACCAGUUUUCCCCGGCAUGGUGCCCUCUCACAACCCAAAUGCCCCCUCUCCCUCCCCUGCUCCAUCCCCAUCUGUGAUCAAAGCAGGUCCACAGACCCCCACUGGCCAUGCCACACCUACACCCUCAUCUGUCAUUAAAGCUCACACCCCUUCAGGCACCCCUUGUGGAACUCCCAUCCCCGGCAGCGGGGGUUUUUCACCUUCCCCGUUCCAUGGCGUUUCCCGACCUGGCACCCCUGCUACCUCCCGCAGCGGCCCAGACCCCUUAUCUCAGACGAACUCCAUGGGCUCAACUCAGCAGAGGGUUUAUUCCCAGUCCACAGACCACCAGUCAGGACCCACCCACCCUGGCAUACACCCACAAUCAGGUAACCCCUCUGGGUCAGUGAUCAGAAGUUACACCCCCUCUGCACCAUCCACUCCAGUUAUUCCAAACUGUUCCACCCCAGGCCCCAGUCCCAAACCCUCGCCAGCUCAUUCUGCACAGAUUCAGGCCGCCAUGGCUGCGGCUGGAGCCCUGAACAGACACACCGGGGGGAGUAACAGUGGCAGUAACAGCCCUGUGCCUUCUGCUUUCAAAGGCACCUCUCGCUCUGGCACUCCGUCUCUUAGCUCGCUUGUGGUACCAGGUUCUGCGCAGGCUGCCCUAGCUCGCUCCUUGGGUCUGUCACACCCCUCAGGUUCUCCUCAAGUCUCUCUCUCUAGUCCUGUUGCCAUCACCGGCCUCCAAGGUCUGUCCUCCAGCCCGGCACCCUCUCAUUACCCCGGCCUGUCCCCCUUUUCCUCACUUUCCUCCUCGCUCCCUUCUUCCUCCAUGCCUUCUUCCAUGCCUGCAAUGCCUCCCACUACCAACAUUUCAAACCAUCCACAAACCUCCAUCUACCCAGGCCUGACUUCCAACACUGCCCCUGCCGCAGCCUCCCCCUUCGGUCUGGGCCUCACCUCUGGCCCCUCUAUAUUCCCAGGCCUCCCGCCUGGGCCUAGCACUGCUGCCUUCCCGGGGUUGGGGGUUUCAGGGGGCCACGGCGCUGGGAGCCCUGUGUUGUCUUCAUUCAUGGGACUGCCAGGGGCCUCUUCGUCUUCAGUAGCAUCCGUGGCACCUCUGCAGGCAGCUGCAGUGGCAGCAGCAGCUGCAGCUGGAGUUCCAUCAUCAUCGCCAGUUUUGCCAGGCUUUGCGUCUGCUUUCAGCUCAAACUUCCAGCCUGGGUUGAGCAGUGGACUCCAGCCUCCAGGAAGCAGCGGGUUCCCCGGCUUGCUGUCCUUCCCUGGAGUACCAGGCUUCUCUCCCUCUGCCUCCCCUGCUACCCUCAGCGGCCUCCACAACCCAGCCAUGCAGUCUGCACUGCUGCAGGCUCAUCCCACAUCUGCUUUGGAGAGCUUUCCUCCUCAGUCCAACAGCUUCACCAACUACCCUGCAGGGCCAGGAAACCCCUUCCCCCUCCAACCAGGCUUGCACCCCCAGUUGGGUUGGCAGUGAAACACACACUACACUUUGAAACAUUGAGUACACUUACACGCUGAUCCCUAUCGUACACCCUGCCCUACCUUUUUAGCAGCUGACACGUUUUCUUUUUUGGCCUUGAACUCUGAAGAGCACAGGACAGAUUGAAAGAGUGUCAGUAAUGCGUAUGUUACAGCCAGAACGACUUACUGCUACAGGAAACACAAUCAUGAAAACAGAUACAUUUCCUACAUUAUUCAUAGUGAACAGUUGUAAAUAUCAGUUGUCAAAGUUGUUAGGUUUUGAAAGUAGACCGUAACUGGUUUUAAUGUUAGCUGGCUGUUUUUAAUCGAGUUUAUCAACAUUUAUUAGUGAAUAAUGAAUUCUAGAAAUGGAAACGUGUACAUGAUAUCAUGUAAUGAAUUGACGGUAUCCCGAUGUAGUAUUUUAUGUCAGGUCUCAGUGGAAAGGACGUGAAUGAUUCUGAUUGACUGUCCUGAGCUGAAUAUUGUAUUAUGACAUGGAAUUUUUAGGUGACUCAUUGUUUAUUGAGCUGUAUGGCGCAAUCAUAUUUUGAAGUGGAUACACCUUAAAUAAUUUGUGAACCUUGUGAUGUGUAAAGGUGGGAAUGUUGUACACAAAAACCUGCAUCAGCCAGCGUCACUUAUGGUAUUUUCAGUGAACACACACUUGUGGCUUAUGGUUUACUGUGAAUAAAAUUUGACCGAUGUCACGAUGCUAGUGCUAUUAAUACAGUAUUUGACCAGGUAUACUGUAUGCAGACGUUUCUGACAACUAGCAUAAUAUUGAUUGAUUUAUGGACUUGAGAUAUAAAAUGUCUGUAUUCUUCAAAAAUGCUUUGCAAGAUAGUAAAAGUGUAAUUUUACCUCAGUUACUGUACGCCUCGGUACACUCAGAGACAGUUGAGAGUAACUGAUACAUUUUGUCGCUUUGUGUUUUAUUUGUUUUGCUCUUAUUUUUGUAUUCGCACCUGUUUUAUUAUUUUGUCAGUAAACUGCUGGUUGCUGUAGCUGUCGCUGUAUCUCUAUUCUGUGUGACGCUAUCAAGGAAGCCCCGUGAAUAGAAGUAUUGAAGGUGGAAAAAACAACGUGUAGAUAAUUAAUGACGGCUAAAUGCAGAUUGUGUAGUUAAAAGCCAGCUAUCAUUUUAAAGAGGUGUAACAAGCACCUAUUUAUGUG
Molecule: messenger RNA, 4088 nt
Organism: Plectropomus leopardus (leopard coralgrouper)
Lineage: Eukaryota; Metazoa; Chordata; Actinopteri; Perciformes; Serranidae
Gene: proser1
Product: proline and serine rich 1
Source: RefSeq, a predicted model, not a curated record